GACGGCCCGCGCGCCGUAACAGCAUAUAGGAUCCAUAAGACGCUUGUCGUCUUUGCUUGUGCUACGAACUCACGUUGAGAGAUCCUUGGUUUUUAACGAAUAACGCUUUUAAAACCAUUAUUUGUUUCAUUUAAGUCAUUUUAGUAUAUACAAACCCUCGUAAUUUUAACAGUCACAUUAAAACUUGAAAUGCCAACCAAAACCUCCUUGUCUCUGCCAGAGGACAUCAGGAAACGACUUCAGGUGUUGGAUAAGGAUGGAGACGGGCUAUCGGAGGAGGAGCGCGUGAGGGAGAAGCUGAGUCUUGUGCAGGCCUUCCUGCAGACGGAGGCCCAGGAUCAGCUGCGCAGUCUGGAGGCCAAGAUGAAGAGCGAGGAGCUGUCGGAGGAGGGCUACCUGUCCAAGGUGAAGGCGCUGCUGGGGCGGGAGCUGUGUGUGGAGAACGGUUCCCACGACGAUGGCCCCAAGCUCAACGGCCAGUCAAAUGGAGUGACUGAGAACGGUUCCCACGGCGAGGAGGACCCGGUCACGGGAGCCAUGGAAACCGAGGGAGAGGGCGGAGCUGCUAAGUCCGCAAGUGCGCCCAAAGCCAGAGGGGGUCGCAAGAGCAAAGCGGAGGGGGACCCCAAGAAGUCUCCUGCUAGUUCCAGAGUCACACGUAAUUCCGGCAAGCAGGCGACCAUCUUGUCCAUGUUCUCCAGAGUCUCCAGCAAGCGCAAGUCUGAGGAGGCGAAUGGAGAGGGGGAGAGCGGAGAGACAGGGGAGAAGGCUGAGGAUGGAGAUCAAGAAGAGGAGGCACAGGAAGAGAAGAGGCUGAAAGUGGAGACAGAGGAAAAACUGGCAGAGGCUCCUGUGGAGAUGGCCAAGCCUGUGACUGCAGUGAAGACUCCGCCCCCUAAAUGCCAAGACUGCAGGCAGUACCUGGAUGACCCCGACCUCAAGUUCUUUCAGGGGGACCCCGAUGAUGCGCUGGACGAGCCGGAGAUGCUGACAGACGAGCGCCUGUCCCUCUUCGACUCGAACGAGGACGGGUUCGAGAGCUACGACGACCUCCCCCAGCACAAGAUCACCAACUUCAGCGUCUACGACAAGCGGGGCCACCUGUGUCCCUUCGACUCGGGCCUGAUCGAGAAGAACGUGGAGCUCUACUUCAGCUGCGCCGUCAAGCCCAUCUACGACGACAACCCCUGCAUGGACGGUGGCGUUCCUGCCAAAAAGCUGGGCCCCAUCAACGCCUGGUGGAUCACCGGGUUUGACGGGGGGGAGAAGGCCCUCAUCGGCUUCACCACAGCGUUUGCGGACUACAUCCUGAUGGAGCCCAGCGAGGAGUACGCCCCCACCUUCGCCCUCAUGCAGGAGAAGAUCUACAUGAGCAAGAUCGUGGUGGAGUUCCUGCAGAAGAACCCUGAGGUCUCCUACGAGGACCUGCUCAACAAGAUAGAGACCACAGUGCCCCCUGCUGGCCUGAACUUCAACCGCUUCACGGAGGACACGCUGCUGCGCCACGCCCAGUUCGUGGUGGAGCAGGUGGAGAGCUACGACGAGGCGGCCGACCCCGACGAGCCGCCCGUCAUCGUCACGCCCUGCAUGAGGGACCUGAUCAAGCUGGCCGGCGUCACGCUGGGCAAGAGCAUGCUGUUGUACUGGCGAGCUGCCAGAAGGCAGGCCAUCCGCCACCCCACCAAGAUCGAGAAGGACAAGGGCCCCACCAAAGCCACCACCACCAAACUGGUGUACCAGAUCUUCGACACCUUCUUCUCCGACCAGAUCGACCAGAACGACAAGGAGGGCGGGGCCAAACGCCAGCGCUGCGGCGUCUGUGAGGUGUGUCAGGCCCCAGACUGUGGGAAGUGCUCUGCCUGUAAGGACAUGAUAAAGUUUGGGGGCAGUGGCCGCAGCAAGCAGGCCUGUCUCAAGAGGAGGUGCCCCAACCUGGCCGUGAAGGAGGCUGAGGACGAUGAGAACAUUGAGGAAGACGACGCCGUGCCCGUGGUGAAGGCCACGUCCAAAAAAAUGUCCCAGGCCAAGAAGAAGAAACAGAACCAGAACAAGCUGUCCUGGGUCGGACGCCCCGUUCGCACGGAGGGGAAGAAGGUGUACUACGCGAGCGUGUCCGUGGAGAACGAGGUGCUGGAGGUCGGAGACUGCGUGUCUGUCAGUCCCGACGACCCGUCCAGGCCGCUCUACCUGGCCAGGAUCGCGGCGAUGUGGGAGGACGAGUCGGGGAAGAUGUUCCACGCGCACUGGUUCUGCCGCGGGACGGACACGGUGCUGGGGGAGUCCUCCGACCCCCUGGAGCUCUUCCUGGUGGACGAGUGCGAGGACAUGCUCCUCAGCUACGUGCAGGACAAGGUCAACGUCACCUACAAGGCCCCCUCCAACAACUGGUUCAUGGAGGGCGGGGUGGAUAAUGACAUCAAGGUGAUCGAGGACGACGGGAAGAGCUUCUACUACCAGCUGUGGUACGAGCCCGACUGUGCCCGCUUCGAGACCCCGCCCACUGCCACGCCCUCUGAGGACUGCAAGUUCACGUUCUGUGCCAGCUGCAGCCGCGCCCAGGAGCAGGAGGAGCAGGAGAGGCCCCGCCCCCUCGAGCCGCUGGACGAGGAGACCGACUCCAAGGUGUUCUACGCCUCGGUCUGCCUGCGGGGGGCGCAGUACCGCCCCGGGGACAGUGUGUACCUGCUGCCCGAAGCCUUCUCUUUCGGGGUUAAAGCAGCCAGCCCCGUGAAGCGCUCUCACAGGAAGGAGGACGUGGACGAGGAGCUGUACCCCGAGUACUACAGGAAGUCCUCCGACUACAUCAAGGGCUCCAACCUGGACGCGCCCGAGCCCUUCCGCAUCGGACGCAUCAAGCAGAUCUUCUGCAGCAAGCGCAGCAACGGCAGGCCCAACCAGGCCGAGGUCCGGCUGCGCCUCUACAAGCUCUACAGGCCAGAGAACACCCACAAAGGGCUGAAGGCUGGGUACCACACGGACAUUAACCAGCUGUACUGGAGCGACGAGGAGGUGACGGUGGACGUGACGGACGUGCAGGGGCGCUGCCGCGUGGAGUACGGCGAGGACCUGAUCGAGAGCGUGCAGGACUUCUCCGCCGGGGGCCCCGACCGCUUCUACUUCCUGGAGGCUUAUAACGCCAAGACCAAGGGCUUUGAGGAUCCGCCCAACCACGCCCGCUCCGCCACGCACAAGGGCAAAGGCAAGGGGAAAGGGAAAGGGAAGGGGAAGUCCUGCUCCCCCCAGGAGCAGCAGGAGCAGGAGCUCCAGCCCAAGGUUCCCAAGCUGCGCACCUUGGAUGUGUUCUCUGGCUGCGGCGGCCUGUCUGAGGGCUUCCACCAGGCAGGCAUCUCGGAGACGCUGUGGGCCAUAGAGAUGUGGGACCCGGCUGCGCAGGCCUUCCGGCUGAACAACCCCGGCACCACCGUGUUCACCGAGGACUGCAACGUGCUGCUGAAGCUGGUGAUGGGCGGCGAGCAGACCAACUCGCUGGGCCAGAAGCUGCCGCAGAAGGGCGACGUGGAGAUGCUGUGCGGCGGUCCGCCCUGCCAGGGCUUCAGCGGCAUGAACCGCUUCAACUCCCGCACCUACUCCAAGUUCAAGAACUCGCUGGUGGUGUCCUACCUCAGCUACUGCGACUACUACCGGCCCAAGUUCUUCCUGCUGGAGAACGUGCGCAACUUUGUGUCCUUCAAGCGCUCCAUGGUGCUGAAGCUCACGCUGCGCUGCCUGGUGCGCAUGGGCUACCAGUGCACCUUCGGAGUGCUGCAGGCGGGGCAGUACGGCGUGGCCCAGACCCGACGCAGGGCCAUCAUCCUGGCGGCCGCCCCGGGCGAGAAGCUGCCCCGUUACCCCGAGCCCCUGCACGUGUUCGCCCCCCGAGCCUGCUCCCUCAGCGUGGUGGUGGACGAGAAGAGAUACGUCAGCAACGUGACCAGGGGUAACGGGGGGGUGUACCGGACCAUCACCGUGCGGGACACCAUGUCCGACCUGCCGGAGAUCCGAAACGGCGCCUCGGCCCUGGAGAUCUCCUACAACGGGGAGCCGCAGUCCUGGUUCCAGAGGCAGAUCCGCGGGGCCCAGUACCAGCCAAUCCUGCGCGACCACAUCUGCAAGGACAUGAGCGCCCUGGUGGCGGCCAGGAUGAGGCACGUGCCCCUGGCCCCCGGGUCCGACUGGCGGGACCUGCCCAACAUCGAGGUGCGGCUGCGGGACGGCACCGCCACCAAGAAGCUCCGCUACACCCACUCCGACAAGAAGAACGGGCGGAGCAGCACCGGGGCACUGCGGGGCGUCUGCGCCUGUGCUGGGGGGAAGCCGUGCGACCCGGCGGACCGGCAGUUCAACACGCUCAUCCCCUGGUGCCUGCCCCACACCGGCAACCGGCACAACCACUGGGCCGGGCUCUACGGCCGCCUGGAGUGGGACGGCUUCUUCAGCACCACCGUCACCAACCCCGAGCCCAUGGGCAAACAGGGGCGUGUCCUGCACCCCGAGCAGCACCGCGUGGUCAGCGUGAGAGAGUGCGCUCGGUCACAGGGCUUCCCCGACACCUACCGCUUCUUUGGGAACAUCCUGGACAAACACAGACAGGUUGGCAAUGCAGUGCCCCCGCCCCUGUCAAGGGCCAUUGGCCUGGAGAUAAAGACGUGUGUGGUGGAGAAGAUGAAGGAGAAUGCUACAGAGCCAGUGAAGCAGGACAAGAUGGAGGUGUCAGAUUAGCCCCACCCACCAGCCCAGCCCCUCCCCUCCCCUGGGCUGUGAUUGGCUGGAUGUCGUCACAGGCGAUUGCUGUUCAGUGAGCAGUCAGCUUAUCAUUCAUACGGACAGUCCGUGCAGUGCCAUUCUGUGUAUCAUUGCCUUUAAAAAUAAUUUUUUUUUUUUUUUUUAAUUGUGAUUUUAACUUUUAUGUGUCUGCGAAAAUGUACACUUCCUGCAAGUGGAAUGAAAUGUAUGUAGUUUUUAUAUGGUGUAAUAUUUCAAAUAAAGCUCUUAUGGAAUAACG
Messenger RNA from Anguilla anguilla (European eel), 5002 nucleotides. It is a transcript of the gene dnmt1, whose product is annotated as DNA (cytosine-5-)-methyltransferase 1. The record is from RefSeq and is a predicted model, not a curated record. The transcript is spliced from 35 exons. Gene Ontology annotation, cellular component: nucleus. Bases 190 to 4719 code for a protein of 1509 amino acids. Gene Ontology annotation, molecular function: DNA binding; zinc ion binding; chromatin binding. NCBI's taxonomy places the organism in Eukaryota, Metazoa, Chordata, Actinopteri, Anguilliformes, Anguillidae.